This is a messenger RNA of Monomorium pharaonis (pharaoh ant), 4805 nucleotides long. It is a transcript of the gene d4, whose product is annotated as zinc finger protein ubi-d4 A. The transcript is spliced from 8 exons. Gene Ontology annotation, biological process: nervous system development. The coding region runs from base 125 to 1465 and encodes 446 amino acids. Gene Ontology annotation, cellular component: nBAF complex; nucleus. NCBI's taxonomy places the organism in Eukaryota, Metazoa, Arthropoda, Insecta, Hymenoptera, Formicidae. The record is from RefSeq and is a predicted model, not a curated record.
AGCUCCGGAGCGGCACCGAGUGGAGUGGAGCGGCGUCACGCGAGGAACGCACGUAGCAGCAGCACGACGACGCGCGCUAGCGAGCGAGCGAGGGGACGGGACUGGACGACGGGACUGUCCGAAAAUGACGACGGUGGCGAUCUCCCCAGCUAUGGCUCACGGUAACAGCGGAAUAAUACAGGUGGUGAACGAGAGCAAUCUGAGCAAGAUCGAGAGCUUCCUCAACGAUACGGCUUACCGAGAAGCCAUUGAGAAUUCCUCCAAUUACAAUAGCCGACUGUGCCGGGAACGACGUCUCCGCAUGCCCUUCCUCGACUCGCAGACAGGUGUCGCACAAAAUCACUCCGCCCUUUUUAUGUCCUCAAGAGAAAGAUUACCAGGCUUAUUACACGGUCAGAUUUAUACCUAUCCAAGUAAACGAUGGCGAAAGAAACGCCGGCAAUAUUUAAUGCAUUACCUACAUCCAAAACGACCAAGGGGAGAUAUAGAGGAUGGAACAGAAGGUGUGGAAACUAUUACACAUGUAAAUGAUGACAGCAAAGAUUCAGUGGCACUUAAAGACGAGCACAGCAAAGACGCUUGGUAUUAUGAUGAACAAGACAUGUUAGACAUGGAUGCUUAUGAAGAACCUGAUCCUGAUAGUGACUACGAUUAUGAGGAGAGUUACAGCAGUAAACGGAAACGCAGAAAAACUCGGGGAGGUGGUCAUCAUCCUGCUCGUAGUCAUCCACCUUCUACAGAUACUCCUGGUGGAAAACGUACAAAAGGUGGUGGCCGUGGACGUAAAAAGACCAACUACGACUCUGUUGACACUGAUAAACCAUUCGUUUGUGACCUAUGCAGCGCACGGUAUAAGACCAGACCCGGUCUGGUCUACCAUUACGGUCAUUCCCACUCUACUUCCUCCGGUGAUCCUGCUAAGGAACUAAGUCCCAGUCCUGCCGAAGUUGAACCUAGGAGCGUUGCAGACACCGCUGCUUCGAACCAGCCAGGUGGUACACGUCGGGGUCGUCAGAACGCUACCUCCUCGAAUACCUCAAGUCCUUCCCCGGCGACGCCUACCGUUGCACCCGCUGCGGGAACGGUGUCGCAGCCGCAGCAGUCGCAGCAGCAACAGCAGCAGCAGCUGCAGUCGACCGUGCAGACGCCCGUCGCCCCGGCGUCGCCCACUGUCCCGGCGACUAAAGAAGAUCACCUACCGGCGGCGUCUUCGCCCGGCGGCACCGCCGUCUCCUCGCUGCCGUCCGCGGAAAGCGCGGGUACGACCGGCGGCCCGCCCACCCCCGGUGGACCGACCGCGGAGAAGAAGGCCGGCGGCAAGUCGUCCGCGGCGCAGCCGUCUCCGUACUGCGACUUCUGCCUGGGUGACGCGCAGCAGAACAAGAAGACCGGCGGUUCCGAGGAACUGGUGUCGUGCAGCGACUGCGGCCGCUCAGCUGUUAAUAUCGUGAAAGACGUUAAGUAAUUCGUUAAUUUUACGAGCAAGCAAGCAAACAAGCAAGCAAGCAAGCGUACGUAUCCUUCCUUACGCAAAGAGGAUUUCGCUGUUCUCCAUUCGUAUACUCCAAACGUAUCUAUAAUUGUUAGACGCGCAAUCGAGAGAAAGAUGUUUAGAAUUAUCUGUUACAUUUGUAUUAAUCUCUCUUUUUUGCCUAUUCGUUAAUGCGUUAAUCGUAUUUGUACGCGUAGCCGUUGAAAGUGCGUAGAAGUUACGUAUAUACGUAUAUCCGGCUUUUGCAGAUCACGUUCUUCAAUAUGCCUUAGGUUUUACCGAGGUAACGGGGAUAACUUUUUGAGUUGUAUAGGGUUACAGAGUUGUGUGACUGCGUUUUGUCACUGCCGCCAAGGGUAGUAGAAAAAACAACAAUGCAAACUGGGUGCAAUAAAUUAAGGGAGAAGCGCAUUCGAUUAUCUGCACAGUGUAGAUCAAACGGUUACGAGCUUUACAUACACUAGUCAAGAUGAGGAAUACAAAAUACAUCGUUUUGUCAAUGGUGCAACUUGUCGCAUCUGAGUAAUAGGAAUUUUCAGGAAUUCCUUUACUACGUGAAUUUGCUGUGAUUUAUGGUAUCUCAAUGAUUAGUUCUAAGAUACUCGAAUCGGUAUAACGCGGUAUAAAUUAUUGUAUUACUGGGGGAAAAAAAGCACAAAGCUAAAGAAAAGGAGUCUUCAUCGGUGAGAGAAGUUGAAAUUUUUGUCGUGUGUAUGUAUGCGUGAUUGGACAUUGGUAGUAAAUAUUGAUACGGAUCGUUUGCUUUUUGUGCAGAAUUAUAACGAAAAUUUGUUGAAAUUCCUGUUGCACAGUACCACCAGAGCACAUAUUGAGGAGGAUGUGUUUGUCUUCUGUUUGACAGUGUAUCCCGAUAUUUUCGUUAUUGUGUUAGAAAUCAAAAGAGAGAGGAGGAGGUGCACGACGUGAGAAACGCACCGACAGGUUUAGAAGAAUUUUAGAUGCAAUAUAUAUAUAUAUAUGAAAAUAUAUAUACUUUAUAUAUCCAGCACAAUCAUGAGAAUCGUUUUAAUGAAAGCAACGUAUUUAUUGUAAGAUAACGAGAGAUGUUGAUCGCGUCACAUUUAAAUAUUUCUACGUUUUCCGAACGCUUGUACAUAUUUUGGUGGCUUUGCGUUUGUUGGAGAUUACGAGGUUUUAGAUGAUGUGAGAGCUAGAAAGAGCGCAGCGCAGAAAGAGGAAUAAACGAAAGAGGAGAGAGUGCAAUUUUUUCUAGGGAUCUCCGUACCUUCCGCGACUCUGAAAGAAUUUUGAAUAAAAGAUUUGAGUAAUGCAACCGUGGGAAUGAUGUUUCAUCUUUUACGAUAAUUUUCAUUUUUAUUACGUUAAUUUUCAAUUGGAACUUGUUUAACGACUCGUUUAUGUGUUCAUGAUAUUUAUUUUUUAUAAUCGAAAAAUACAUAUGUAUAAACAUAAUUCCCGAUUCACUCUUGAGAGUGCGAAUCGGGGAUUCGUAGAAAUGAGAGAGGGACGUUCGCUGCAACGUAAGAUGCGUUUUACAUAGUCGUGUCGUGUGUGCCGUGUAAAAAUUUUUCGUUGACUAGCAAAGCUGUGUAUACUUUGAGUAACAAUUUGUUUCUCAGACAAUCUUCGUUAUUUUUUAGACAAGUUAUUACUCGAGAGGCCUCACAUUUUAUAGCGAAGUUAUGAUUGAUGUUUUUAUAUUGAUGUUUUUCACGAGGAGCGCUACGUGUGAGAUGAUACUGUGAAGUAGAGAAUUUAUUUAACGUGAAUUUUAAUUGACAUAUGUAACAGAGCGCUCGAUGCUUUCGCGGUGAUGUAUUCAAAUUUUGUUGUGAUGUAUUGAGGAUUUUGUUGUGAGGAUUAAGAAAGGGGAAAAAAACGCGAUCGCGCGCGUUCUUGUUUAAUCAGAACUGCUCGUUAAUUUUUUAAAAUGUGUCUCACAUUCCAUUGUAGCUGCCGCUCUUAAUUACGUUUAGUUGUGGGCAUUAGCUUUUCCGAUUUAAUGUAUAACCGCCCCCUUGCUAUGUCACUGUUAUUUGUAUGACGCGCAAUAUAUUUAUUACAUAUUUAACAAGCGAGGCGAAGAUAUGGGAUAAUACAUUUACAGAAUGGUAAAAGUUCUUUUUACUACCAGUAUUUUUUUUCUUUUUUUUUUCUUUUUUAGUUAGGUACCUUUCUAAUGAGAUGCGUCACACAUAAACGUUGUGACUAAUAUCUUCUUGUAGGAAUUUGACAUAGCUUAGUUUUGUACAAGCUUUGAUACUCGUACAAAUAUCAUUUGAUUAGGGAUAACAAGAAGAUCGUGUAAUGAAAUUAAUGUAAUACCUUAUGAGUUUUUCAGGCAUAGAGAAACGCCGAGAUAAACUGGGCGUGUUGAAACUACUACCUGCGACUAGACUCGAAUUAUUUUGUAUACUUUUUGCCGAUUAUACAUAGGUCGCAGUUUUACAUGUCGCUUAUACUCUCUAUACACUUAUACGCCACACACAAGUCGUACAACGUUUUUUACUUCCUGCCACACGCGUGGACGUGUGCGUACGCGCGGUUCUUUUUAUAUUCGACUUCUGAAAGAUUUGGAGAUAAUUUACAGCCGUCUUCUUUAAUCGUAGAGCUUCAUGUUACAGAGUACUUUCUAAUAUACAUAUAUUAUGUAACUCGAGUAUAGAAGGCUAUCGACAAAGAUGUGUUACAGCUUCUUUACAUAUAACAUAUGAUACAACGUAGGAUAUUCUAUAUUAUUUAACAUGGUAUAGCUAAUACGGCAGGCUAGAGAGGGUACUAUACGUUUUAGUUUCUUGUAUAAAUUGAUAUUAUAUUAUCCUUAGAUUGUCGUAAGAAAAACUCACAUGGUAUAAAAACAAUGGAAGCAUGCAGAUAUAUAGUUCCUCCUUGUUAUAUAUAAAAUUGAAGAUUUGUUAUUAGGCAGUUUUAAUUAAGCAAUACCCAAUGAGGCUUAUAAAUAAUAGUAUUUAAGUCACACUAGUUAUAUAUAAAUAUAUAUAUAUGUUCUUCAUAUAUAUAUAAUAUAUAUAAAAAAUGUGAUACGUUAUAUGAGUUGCGUGUUGUAUGUAUGACAAUGAAAGAGAGAGAGAGAGAGAGAGAGUGAAAGAGCGAGAGAAAAAAAAAAGAGAGGAAAGGAGCGAGGGAGAGUGUGCAUCUGCGACGUUUAUAUUGUGCUGCGCAAGAAAGAACGUGAACUAUUCCAAGGUACGCCCUGCUAUUACUUACCACCUAUUAUUCCAAAUAAUAACAGUAUGUUCAAAAUGCAACAUCAAAAAAAAAAAAAGAAAUUACAGAUAUCAUGAAAUAAAAUAUUCUGUGCGGAAAAACA